AUUUGUUUCCACUAGUAUAAAAAGACAGAAACGCCAUCAUUAAAUGAUCCGUCAUUCCAAUCGUUUUCCGUGUAAAAAUACUUCUAACAACACAACAUUUCCAACAAAACAUACCAUACCACAAUGACAUUUUAUAAGCUCAAUUCUUUGGUACUUUUUAUAUUCUUUUCCUUCUCUUUGUUCCUACACGACUCCUAUUCCAUUGAAGAACAACCAAGUGAUGAUAUUAACUGGUGGUGUAGCACUACUCCUCAUCCUGAACCAUGUAAGUACUUCAUGGCCGAUGUUGCCCCCGAACGUUACAAACCGAAAGGUAAAGAAGAGUUUCGAACCAUGACCACCGAGGCCGCCUUGGAGCAAGCCCUCCUAAUACAAAGCCAAGCAAAAAAAAUGGGCCAGCACUGCCGCGGAAAACGAAAGAAACUAGUCUGGAUGGAUUGUGACAAGCUCAUUGACGACACCAUCCUCCAAUUAAACCGUACUCUUCAUGGCAUCCAAUUCAACUCCACUUCCUGUUCCGAUUUCGAUGCUCAAACUUGGCUCAGCGCAUCGUUAACAAAUAUUGAAACAUGUCUAUCAGGUUCAAAUCAACUCAAUGUCUCAAAUGUCCUACAUCCAACUUUAUCCACUAAUGUCUCUCAAUUGAUUAGCAAUAGUUUGGCUAUUAAUGGGGAGCUUGUGGAUUCGCAAAAUUCAACACAAGUAGAUGGAUUUCCAAGUUGGGUUACGGCUAGGGAAAGAAAGUUGUUACAAUCUACAACGAGGAGCUUAGCUUCAAAGGCAAUUUACGUGGUGGCUCAAGAUGGAUCAGGGAAUUUUCGGUCUAUUCAGGCUGCAAUAAAUGCAGUCUCAAAGAAAGUUACAAAUCAGAGGACUAUCAUAUAUAUUAAAAAAGGUGUAUAUAGAGAAAAUGUGGCUAUAGGGCCUGGAAUUAGUAAGAUUAUGUUAGUUGGUGCUGGUUUGAGAUACACAAUUAUUACAGGUAGCCGAAGUGCUGCUGGAGGUUUCACAACUUACAGUACUGCAACUGUUGGGGUAGAUGGAAAUGGAUUCAUUGCUCGUGGCAUAACAUUCCGAAACACAGCAGGUCCAAAAAAUGGUCAAGCAGUAGCUCUCCGAUCAGCAUCUGAUCUUUCAGUAUUCUACGCCUGUGGCUUCGAAGGUUACCAAGACACAAUCUUUGUCCAAUCCCAACGACAAUUCUACAAAACAUGUCAUAUAUAUGGGACAAUAGACUUCAUAUUCGGCAAUGCCGCUGUUGUUUUCCAAAAUUGUAUCAUUUUUGUCAGAAGACCCCUAGUUGGCCAAGUCAAUGUGAUCACAGCUCAAGGCAGAGGUGACCCUUUUCAGAACACUGGAAUAUCAAUUCACAAUUCGAGAAUAACAGCAUCACCGAGCCUUAAGCCAGUGGUUCGAACAUUUCAGACAUAUUUGGGUCGUCCGUGGCAGGAAUAUUCAAGAACGGUUAUAAUAAGGUCUUAUAUUGAUGGUUUGGUUAAUCCAUCAGGAUGGUUACCAUGGCUGAAUUCUGAUUUCGCAUUUAAAACUUUGUAUUAUGGGGAGCAUGGUAAUUGGGGUCCUGGUGCUUCGACUAGAAAUAGGGUGAAGUGGCCUGGUUACCAUGUUAUAACCAAUACAAACGAAGCUUCAAAAUUUACUGUUGCGAAUCUCAUAGGUGGUCGCUCAUGGCUGCCUUCUACUGGUGUGCCAUUCACCGCAGGGCUGUGAAUUGAUAUUAUAUAUUAUUUGUGUAAUAUUCUAAUUAUUUUCCAUUGAUUAUUUUGUACAUGUAUCGUGAACAUUGUGAAAAUAUUCUACUAUAGUAUCGAUAAGUAUUAUUUAUCCUUUUUA
This is a messenger RNA of Nicotiana attenuata, 1851 nucleotides long. RefSeq names its product probable pectinesterase/pectinesterase inhibitor 59. The transcript is spliced from 2 exons. The coding region runs from base 124 to 1728 and encodes 534 amino acids. Gene Ontology annotation, biological process: cell wall modification. The record is from RefSeq and is a predicted model, not a curated record. Gene Ontology annotation, molecular function: pectinesterase activity; pectinesterase inhibitor activity. NCBI's taxonomy places the organism in Eukaryota, Viridiplantae, Streptophyta, Magnoliopsida, Solanales, Solanaceae.